Oncorhynchus nerka (sockeye salmon) is the source of this 2149-nucleotide messenger RNA. RefSeq names its product ephrin type-A receptor 8-like. The transcript has 2 exons. Lineage: Eukaryota; Metazoa; Chordata; Actinopteri; Salmoniformes; Salmonidae. Gene Ontology annotation, cellular component: plasma membrane; dendrite. The coding region runs from base 22 to 279 and encodes 85 amino acids. The record is from RefSeq and is a predicted model, not a curated record. Gene Ontology annotation, molecular function: transmembrane-ephrin receptor activity; protein binding. Gene Ontology annotation, biological process: protein phosphorylation; axon guidance; ephrin receptor signaling pathway.
CUCAGGUUAGGCACACCUCCCAUGAUGGACAGAAGUAUCCCAGACUUCAGCAGCUGUAGUUCUGUGGAUGAGUGGCUGGACACCAUCAAGAUGGGCCGAUACAAGGACCAUUUUGCUGCAGGAGGCUACCUGACCCUAGGCCACGUCAUAGGCAUGAACCAAGGGGAUAUCCACAGGCUGGGGGUGACACUGAUGGGCCACCAGAAGAAGAUCAUGACCAGUGUACAGCUGAUGCGUGUCCAGGUGCUCAACAGAAGUGUGCCCUCGGUGCACGUAUAACUUCAGCCUCAAGGCUUCUCCAGCCAGCCGAUUUUCAAAUCUAGCCCCAGGCUUCUGAGGCCUAGUCGGAACUCAUGGGAAUUGAUCUAUGACUAUCAGAGAAACUACAAUGUCCGGGUGACAUUUUGGUUAACUUUUCAAGACCUCUUCUUUGAGAGAUUGAAACUUCAAGAGUACAGAUAUGAAGGGACUUGAGUACCAUAGCCUUUGUUUUUCCUAUUCAGAUAUGUUUCAUGUCUUGUUUGUAAAAAUGUAUGGACUGCCUUAAUCUCCACAAAUGAUUUAAAUGUUGUUGUAUACAAAGAGAGAUUCUAUUCAUAUUAAUGUAUCAGUUAAGUAUACGUUACAAUGGAUCUGAGUGAUAGCCUAACAUACAGUAAGCGAGAGACUGGCAGGGGCUGGAGCACUGAGCUGUGUCCCGCAGCACACAGCUUCUCCUAUGGUUCCCCUGAGAACUGGCCCCAGGCCCCUGUCUACUUGGCACAAGAAGACCCUGGACCUGAACCUGACAGUGGACAAACAGCAACAACCUACUCGACUCACCAGAAAUUCCAAGUCUCCUCCACUAAGAAGGAGGCCAGUUCCAAUUCGGCUAUGAAAGACUGUACGGAGUCACAAUCUCACACAGUAAACUUUCGAAGGACCCUAGGAGAGAAGCACUGUGUUCUCUCCCUGGUUCAGCUGUGUAGCGCACAACUACUGUAGAACAGAUGUAUGGAUGAUGACUCAUUGUGAUUAUAGUGUUUUGACUCUGUGGUGGUAAGGACAAAACAAGAAAUAGGGAAAGUGCUAUAUGUGGAAUGUUUUUAUCUAAAUACUCUGAAAACAAUAUUAUUGACGGUCCUAGUUCCACUGUGCAAUCAAGAGAAUGGUUUUCUAAUGCACCUAUGUUUGAUUUCUAGUGGUCUAUGUCUCUUUUUAUUGGAGAAGAAGCUCAUUAUAUUCCCUGAAUAUGCAUUGUAUAACUAUGGUGACAUUUCAAUAAUGUUUCCACAUUUUUCUCCUGAGACACUUUUUUUUUAAACAAUGGAGUUCAAUAGAAAUUCCAUAUUUUAUGAAAGUAUGUUUUAUUAGAUCUAUCAAUUGACAAACAGCCUUCUGUUUUCUAUACCAGUACAUACCUACGGUCACUACAACAGGAUGUACUAACCUCUGUCUGAAAUUAGGUGCUCUAUUCAAUCAGUAUCGGUGAAUCGUUACAGAUUGCUCAAUAGGUAUUUUAAGGUAAUUUCCGAUUAAGUCGAAAUAUGCAGGGUUUAACGUGAAUGCUGUCUCCACUAACGCAGGAACAUUGCCUUUACAUUUCAAUCACGCUGUAACGUUGAACAUCCGCAAUACGGAUGGAAUAGAGCCCGAGGUCUAUUUGCUCUCAAACAAAAUUCAAAAGACAAAAGCUUUUUGCAAAGAUUGAUGGAUCAUCCUUGUUUGUCAUGUUGAAUCAUAUAAUACAAAUAGUGACUGAAAAAGCAAUACCCCUCUGUCUGCACGACUCAGUGCUGAGUCCACUGCCAUGAUUCACCUGGGAAUAAAUAAAAUGGGUUUAACACAACUGACCUGUCUCGCUUGGGAUGUUGCAGAAUGUUUCACAUUCCAAUUCGGAACACAACACAGUGACUAAUGUAGGAAUGAAUAGAAAUGAAACAAAACAGGGUUAGGGUUACAGUAAUGGAUUUUGGUUUGGUCAGGGUGUGAUUUGGGUGGGCAUUCUAUGUUCUUUAUUUCUUUGUCUCUGUCCGAGUGUGGUUCCCAAUCAGAGGCAGCUGUCUAUCGUUGUCUCUGAUUGGGGAUCAUACUUAGGCAGCCCUUUUCCCUCCUUCUGUGUGGGAUCUUGUCUUUGUUUGUGUGCAGGUAGUGUGCACAACGAAGCUAU